UUGACAAAACCUGUGAAAACUAAUUUAGGAUUAGUUCAGGGUAAAGUGGUGAAUACCAUAGGAAAAAAAGUACAAUACUCAAGUUUUCUAGGCAUACCUUAUGCAAAACCCCCUGUUGGUUAUAGAAGAUUCCAGCCACCGGAAUACGCCGAUACCUGGAAGAAUAUCUAUCAAGCAACACAGGAAAAAAAUAUAUGUCUUCAAAGAAAUCCUGUUGAUGGAUUCCCUAUGGGGAAUGAAGACUGUCUCUAUCUCAAUGUGUAUACACCGAAAGCAGAUACUGACAUACGACUACGGGCGGUAAUGGUUUGGAUUCAUGGUGGGAGUUUUGACAGUGGAUCUAGUAGUCCCGAAUUAUAUGGACCGGACUUUCUGAUUGAAGAUGAUAUAGUAGUUGUUGCAAUGAAUUAUCGUUUAGGACCUUUAGGAUUUUUAUCUCUCAACCACAGCAAUGCCACUGGAAAUGCUGGGUUGAAAGAUCAAAAUUUAGCGCUGAAAUGGGUACAACAGAAUAUUGAACAUUUUGGUGGUGAUCCGAUGAAAGUCACUAUUUUUGGGCAAAGUGCAGGAAGUGUUGCGACAUUGUAUCAUGUUCUUUCAGAUCAAUCAAAAGGU
Messenger RNA from Cotesia congregata, 615 nucleotides. The record is from the annotation of a GenBank genome assembly. NCBI's taxonomy places the organism in Eukaryota, Metazoa, Arthropoda, Insecta, Hymenoptera, Braconidae.